Molecule: messenger RNA, 843 nt
Organism: Mytilus trossulus (common blue mussel)
Lineage: Eukaryota; Metazoa; Mollusca; Bivalvia; Mytilida; Mytilidae
Exons: 8
Coding region: 28-843 (271 amino acids)
Source: RefSeq, a predicted model, not a curated record
UCCGCUGCUACAACUCGGAAAUUUAGAAUGAAGAUUUUGUCAAUUGUUUUUGUGUCAUGGAUUUCAAAAAUAACAUGUUUUUACAGAUGGUCACCCCAUGACAAUGCGGAAUACAGAGAAGAGAUAUCAGUUAAGUUAUCACGAGGCAUGCGUACAAGACGAUCAGCAGACGACAGCUUUCAUCCACAUACUUAUGACCUUGACCUACAAGUGGAAGAGUCACAAGUUCAUUUUCAUUUAGUACGGAAUGAUAACAUCAGGACGAAUGUUCGAACCAUAACAUUGAGCCAAGGAAUGUUUAAUGACACCAACCUUCAAGAAGAAAAGGAGUCCAUAUUUUAUCAAGAUAUAAAAAAAGGGGCAUCAUUUGUAGUUCAACAAGACAAUCAGUCAGAAAGUAUGUUUGGGAAUUUCAAUUCUGGUGGUGACAGUUUUAUCCUCAAAAGUACUGAAGUAAGUUUGGCUUCGGUAAUGUCCGGUAGAAACAGAUUUGAAUUGUUCAAAGAGAUAAGAAAUCGAACAGAGUUUGGAGAUGGAUUACAAUUCGGUAGUACAUUUGAAGGUUUACAAGUGAGACAACGCAAUCGGCAGAAAAGAGCCACAGGAUCAAACAAAGUAGAACUUUUAAUAUUUUGCGACUAUGGUAUUUAUGAUUAUUGGUACAGACAAAGUGAAGCGUCAACAACAUCGGACAAGGAGUAUGACGCGCUUGCAUCUGUCCGCCAGUAUUAUGCAUUUGUCAUAAAUGGGAUGGAUGCUAUGUAUAAAAAUAUCCAGACGUCUGAUUAUACUAUAUCGGUUUUAUUUGCUGGGAUAGUUAUAUCACAGGAAUCGUUCUUGUAG